CUAAUUUUGUGAUGCGAACGAUGAUUUAAACUUUGUUUUGAAUACGUGGGAUUAUUUGUAUUUUAAUGUGUUAGAGCCUGUUAGAGCCCAAGUUGAUGGGAAGAACCACACCUAGUUGCCUUGGACCGCUGCGGUCAUGUUGAGGUCCGUCCAUUCUCCAUGGGACGCCCAAGACGACUUUCGAAGCCUCCGCUCCUAUGCUCCUCGUCACACUCGUUUUCCUUCAAUAUCCGAAUUUUCCGACUCUCCAUCAGACUCCUCCAGCCAACGUCGGCCAUCCAUAUCCAACUCUGACUACCUUGAUGAUCAUGCAGCAAGUAGCCUGGAUCUUGAUGAUGAGGACGUUACGGGUGUUUCAAUUAACACUGCAGAUACAACUGACGACACGGAGAAUGACGACGAAGACGAUGAUGCCUCACACAGGAUGAGUGUUCAGGGCCCCAAGAUACGUUUUCACUCUCGAGCACCUUGGGAAACUGGAGAAGAAGACACGAUUGACGGGAACGACUCGGAUCAUAGUGCCAUGUCCACCGCGUUUGGCAAGAAAGUCAAAAGUAAGACUGUGAAGGCUGAUCUCAUACGGCACUUCGGCAAGAGUUCCUCCGCCAGACCCAGCGCCGAGUCAUUCCGUUCUCAGGUUCAGUCCAAUGGUUCUUUUGAAAUUGUUGCGGGUAAUCAUUCUAGUUCGCGAGGUGCCUUGUACACCCUGGCCCAGGAAUCAUUAUCGACCUCCUCUUUGACCGUUCCCUCUCAACAGUUUCCUGCCCCUUCGCUGAGAAAUCGUCAUAAUUUCUCUCUUCCCCGCACGACAAACUAUCCACCUACAACUCACCAUGACGACCGCACGCUGGAAGAGCCCCGGUCUUCCACCAGUUCCUUGCGAGAAACGGGACACAUUCCCCAGCCAUCAUCCCCCACACAGGAUACACCCAGACCAUACUCUCCAGCUCCGGAAGUUCCACGAGAUCACGAACGUAGUGCUACUGUUUCAUCGUUUUAUACUUUCCAACAUCGUCUGUCUCACGAGGACUUCGUACAUCCCUAUGCCAACCCUGAUUUGGUGGCUUCUUAUGCCCCUCUCAGACCUGCUCAGCUCCGUUCUACCUUUGGACAUAUCCCGCGAAACGAUUCGGCUGCCACCGUGACUGACUCACUAAGUUCGCGGUCUGGUACUUUCUCUUCUACUAUAACACCAGACACCUCUGCCUCCUCCAUACCAUCGCGAGAUCACAUCCCCUCCACAGGUAUGCGCGUUCAUGGCAAAGAUAUUUCUCCCCCCAUCACAGUUCUCCAUGCCAACGACCUCAACUCAGCGCAAUGCGAUCAGAGCACCAGCUUGCCGUCUUUCCACCGCCCGCCCGCAUUUGAAGGUGUCCCAGGUUGGAAUGGUCAUUCCUCUCCAACUGUCACUUUGAUAUCGCUGCAGGAGGCACAAGCGAGAGAAAGGACCCGCAGUGCUACCGCCAAUGCCACGGUUUCGUCCCCCUCUCCGGUGCAUGAGACUACUUCACGCAUUCCUUUUUCGGAGCCAGAUGACUCUGCCAGUAUAGCCAGUACUGAAACUUCUGCUACUGGCAACUUCAAGCGGGCUCGCGCUCGCUCCACUAGUGCCGGCGCACGUGCCAAAAGUGUCCUUCAUUCAGUCGUUGCGACAUCUUUGCAUAGUAAGCCUGAGCGAAGGGGUUCAGAACUCGAUGUCGUUAAUCCCAGCGGGCAAACUCUGAGGCACAAGAAAAGCGGGUUUAUGAGACUCUUUAAUGGGCGUGAACGAGAGAAAGGUCGUGACAAGGGGAAGAGUCCGCCACCUCCAGUUCCGCCUUUACAUGGUGUUUACGCUCACGGAGGCAACAAAGAUAGCAAAUCGUCACUUCCAAUCAUCCCACCUCGCUUGUCAUCCUUGGGCUCAGAUGCCGGGAGCUGCACUGCCCUCAACGAGUCCUCAUCAGAUGCCGAAGGGGAGCUUUCCCCAAAGUUGUCAUCACCUUCGCUGAAACGCACCCCGCCCUCAUUGUACAUAUCCACUGGCGCAUCAAACCAGUCUCCACUCUGCGCUGAACAUCGACCCACAGACCUGGCUCAGUCACCCCAGUCAGGAAAAAAAACACCUUGGUGUUCUCCGCUUGGGGCCAUUGACUUUCAAGCUCUCAAACUACGUCCAAUAUCUACGACGUUCAGCUCUCAAUUCGCUGACAUUGUUGCCAUCCCGGAGGCAGAGCGUACCUCAGAACUCGAACUGGACACCCCGACAUCUACAAAUAGUUCAGUGGCAGCGCUCUCGCCCUUCACUCCUGGAUGGUCGCGACCCAGCGACGAUAAAUCAUCGCCGGUGGAACAGUCCCUCGUAAUAAAGGCUUUGCAGGAACAGAUGAUAGCAGCGAAAAAUGCCUGGCAACGCCAAGUCUGGGAGCUGCAAGGUCAAGUGAGGGACUUGCGAGCUGGAAUCGAGGACCUCCAUGCUGUGGAUGAAGACAAGGGAUAUUGCGAACACUGCGGUAGGGGGGGUCCCAGAGAGGAGCGUGAAGCUUCCAAUGCAGGAACGAAGAAAACUGGUGUUGUCGACAGACCGAGGGGACGCACAGGCGAUACAUCUCGCUUCGUCAGUAGGAAUUAGGUUGGAUCGCCAUCAUGGCACUUGUCACUCGUUAUUUCUUGUUUGGGCUACAUCAAAUGUGACUGCUAAUCAGUCGAUUGUGCAUAAUUUUAUUCACCUUAUAAAUUUAUCAGUAACUUACCACAUUCCUUCUGGCGCCUUCUCCAUUGUCGUUCCUUGUUGAUACUUUUGAUUUGUUCCU
Suillus subaureus is the source of this 2792-nucleotide messenger RNA. RefSeq lists its product as uncharacterized. The transcript has 5 exons. Lineage: Eukaryota; Fungi; Basidiomycota; Agaricomycetes; Boletales; Suillaceae. The record is from RefSeq and is a predicted model, not a curated record. The coding region runs from base 137 to 2611 and encodes 824 amino acids.